Molecule: messenger RNA, 6276 nt
Organism: Podarcis raffonei (Aeolian wall lizard)
Lineage: Eukaryota; Metazoa; Chordata; Lepidosauria; Squamata; Lacertidae
Gene: SLA2
Product: Src like adaptor 2
Exons: 7
Coding region: 5088-5948 (286 amino acids)
Molecular function (GO): protein binding
Source: RefSeq, a predicted model, not a curated record
UAGAUUCCCCCUGCCCCCCCCCCCCCGGAGUAGAUAGCAGAGUCUUGGGAGUUGGACGUCCCUGCCCUACGGGAACUGCUCUUUCCCAGACUACUCAUGAUGUUUCAUAUUUUGUUCUGAGCUGGAACCCAUGGUUAUGAGGCAGAUCAGUAGUCACAACACCAAAGAUAAUUCUAAGCCAGCAUAUUGUUCUUACUGAGGCCUUAUGAGUCCACACACACACACACACACACACACACACACACACACACACUGUUCCCACCCUGUUGGCCUGAAGAAUGUGGAUCUUAAAGGGCUACAUCUAGAAAAUAAGUGUUAAUCUCUCUUUCAGUGGCCUCCCACCUGAUGCACUCCCCAUGUUGUUGGGCAGGCACAGGGCAGGAGGCAGCUAUUUAAGAUUCCUUGCUUGGACUCCGUGAGCUCAAGGCCAGCACCAGUACAGCUGCUGCAGGCUUAGCCAGCUCACCUUUGGACUCAUGCCCAGGGCUAUGACACCAUCUUGACCUAGUACAGUCCCCAUUCAUAAACUUUAGUAUUUCAGUUUGGGCAAGUACCAGAAAUGUGAAAGAAACAAGGCUCUGUUGGGUCCUUUAAGAUGUGGAGAGAUCCAUGAGGUAUGCAGGAAAGUCCAUUAAAAAAGAAAAGCACACUAGUUUCUCCCCCCCCCCAAAAAAAAAUUGCACAUGGACAACAGAAAGCAGCAUGCACUAGGAGUUAUGCUGCCACUGGGGGGUGGGGGUGGGCAAAGACCUUCGGGGGGGGGGGAAUGUCCUCAGGUGGGUGUGGUUUUCUCAGAGAUCCCUGACUGUUCCCCACCUCCAGAUCUUUUAUAUUGUGCAAGUUAAUUUUCCCAAAGAGUGGUUUCUUUAACUAAAAAGCAACAAAUUGAACAAAAUGGUGAGCAAAAGUAAUUCUCACAUGAGAGUAUGGCUCUCUCUGCUUGGGACAGCAUUAAUAUGGAACUUCAUAAACAUAGUAAAUUUUUCGAGACGGAGUUAACAAAACCAUGCCUGCUGCUGAAAUGUGUACACCCCCUUGCUAUUUACAAUUGGAGUUGCUUGUCUCUUAACACACACCAUUACAGAAUUGAUAGUACCAGAGGUCUUAACGCCUGGAAUGAUCCGCUAAGGUACAUACGAUGUAUAUACCAUAUGGAGAAGCAUUGUGGAGGUUUCAGGUUUCGUGAUCAAAAUGAUUUUGAGUGGCUGUUUUGAAUAUGUUAUGAAUAUAUGUCUGACACCUUAUCAACCCAGAUUCCUCCAUCUACUUCUCAAUGUGCCCUUGUGACCUUUGGGUGCUGCCUACGCAAAUGCAGCCUCACGUUAUUCUGAGGGUAGCUCUGUGAGGUCUUUGCAUACAUAAUACUUAUGACUAAUACUGCCAGAAAGCUCCACUUGUCCAUGGAUGAUUUUUUUUUUAAUAUAAAAGAAAUCUACAUCAGACAUCUAAACUUCCUGAUGUAGCAAUCUGGGGGCUGUGACUAGUUGAACAGGAACAUCAGGGAACAAAGUGCUUCAUCGGGAUCUCUAAAUACAGAGAAAUACGAGUGCUCAUGGAAAAUGUUCAUGAUGUUUGCUACUCACGUUACUUUCCAUGGGACUGAGGAAACUGCAGAGGUGUUAUCAGAACUACAUCUCAUGGUAAGAAAACAACUUGAAAAUAGUUGGAUAAAAUGGUUAUUAUACCAUCAAGUAUUGCCCCGAAAGAGCAGAAAAUAGGUUUAUUCCACUGACCACUUGCUCCACUUUUGUUUCACCCAUUGUUUGUUUUCGUGAGGCGUUAGGUUGGUUCUGAGGUCUAUACUCACCACCAGCUGGAGAUGAUGGUGGUGAUAGGAGUUUAUUUUAGGCUGCUGUGAAAGAUACAAUCUCAUAAAUGGCAGGUAGGCAGGAACUUAAUAGUACUGAGGCCUCCUGUCACAUGAAAGUUUGUAUAAGCUAACCAACCAACUGCAUUGCUUAAGGACCAAAGUAGGGCUGUUGUCAUUAUUUACUGAAUUUAUAUCCAGUCCUCCCCUCCCCAAGGAGCCCAGGGAGGCAAACAGAUGUACCACUUAAAGACAAAGCAAAAGCAUUCUAAAAGCAAUUGAAAACAUUAAUUCAUCCAAUGAUCUUAAAGCAGUAUUCUUCGGCCACCAAAUGCCCAAGCAGGUUGAUGCUGGCAGAGCCAGGUAGCUAAACCUGGACCUGCUGCCCCGUUUUAGGGAGUAAACAGGGCAGGUUGUGAGGAGCGCAAAGCCCUCACAUUCCCUGCUGCUUUCUCCAUUGCAACCUCUCUCAGCAUCCCUUUCCCCUCAGUCAGACUCUGAUGCCUGGUGUGAGCCUGGCUGCAAAAUAGAUGCCGGAGAAAAGAGACUGCAGGGCAGGUAUGCCACCUCCACAUCUAUGCCCUUUGGUUCUCUAAACUGAACCACCUCCGCUACACGAGACACUUUCUGGAUUUAAAACUUGCAAUUCCAUGCAGUGUGUACCUGGCUGUCUAGAUUCUAGAACAAUGGUGUUCCUUUGGGGGACAAGAAAGGCCAUUCUCCAUAAUUGGCCACCAGUCCACAGGUACUAUCUAGCCUGCUACAAUUACCUGACUCUACUUUGUGGUAAAAUAAAGUCAAACACGGUUGUAGAAGCAUCUGUUUUCUGUGUGGUUUCCUCCCCCCCUUUUUCUGUCACACCAACCAUUUUUCCACUUGCGUCAAAAGGAAAUUGAGCAGCUUGUGGGUUCUCGAGAUUCGGCUCUUCUCAAGAACAUGCAGUCAAACAACAAGAGUGGCACAAACUCACCGGCUGUUGGCUUAAGCUGUGCUUCAGGGAAGAAGGGCCAAGACGAUUCUGCUGCUUGGAUUUUACUUGUGUACAGAACAAGAGGACAGCCUGUUGCUUGGAAGACGCUGCAGCAAGAAAUUCAAACUACUGAAGAGCACUGAAUGCAGAGAAUCUGGUCAGGUGCGUUUAUCUUUGGACACUGUUCAUUAAAGGAAUAGGUCUGGAUUUGUGUUGGUGCAUCCCUAUGUAUUGAGUGAUGCGACCCAGUGUUCUGACUCCUAUCCAGAAACUAUUACAGCCAGGGGAACUGGGGUUGGGCUCCACCCUACCAACUGUCCUCAAGGGUCCUGUUUUGCAAGAGAGCUUCUUUCUUCUUGUCGCAUCACCAUCUUGCUGUGAUUUCUGAAGAGCCUGUGGCCAUUUGGUGCUGGGAUAGACAGGUGAGUGGUGCUCACAGUCGCAUCACUGGGAGCAGAAGGAACUGUUAUGGAGCUAGAGACCAUGAUGCUUUUGAGAAAUGGAACCAGGGGUUUGGCAGAUUUUAUGGUGAUAGUAGUAGAAGACUGGUGGGGCAAAGAGGCCACUGUAGGUGAAUAAAUGCUUUGCUGAAGUGCGCUUCAUUGUAGGAUUAAGAUAAAUAGGAGAAUAGUGAAAGAGGAGCCUUGAAUGUCCCUGGUACCAAGGUGGAAACCACAGAGGUGUGAAGAGUAACCAUGAGGCUUAGUCUACUAACAAAAAAACAGCACUAUAGGUUAACUUUAGGAAAGCCUUUUUUAAUUGUUGGGGCAGAUAGCUAUGUUACUGGCCACCAGGGCUGAGAUCCAGAACUGAUCUUUGUUGCCUGGUCAUACUGAGUACAGACUUAAACUCUACUCAAAGAUUCUUUUAUCAAUAGGUAAUCUGUUUAGCUUCAAAGCUGUGGGUGAGACAUAAGUUUCAAAGAUAGUGGAGCCAUCACUUCCAAACACGAUUAGCCAGUGUAUAUUGUAACCAGGUUAGAAAUGGAUGGUAUCUUAACACUGCCAUCCUAGGCAUUUGCUCUCAGCAGUACAGUCCAAACUGAUUUGCAAAGUACUUGGGAGUACAUCAAACUUAUGGCUAAGGCUAUAAGUUCCAUCUUUUCAAAUGAGUGUGACAUGUCCUAACUUGGCUGUGUUUUGUACUGCAGAGAUUCCUCAUUUGUUCACCUCUACUGUAGGAUAGUCUUCACUGAAGAGUGUUAAUCACCCCCUACUGGGCAACUCAAGGCUGGAUUAAAGUGGUUGGGGGUUCCUACACCAGUUUCCCAAAUAUGGCCCCUCUUAUACAAAAAAUGAAUGCAUGAAGUAAGGAAAUACAUAGAAUCAUAGAAUUGUGUAGAGUUGGAAGGGAUUCCAAAGGUCACCUAGUCGAGUGUCAUGCCCUACUGACUGAGCUAUCAGAUACCUCGGAUAAAGACUAAGCAAUUUAUUGUUGCAUAAGCUUUCAUGGACUACAAAAACAACACGACAACACUCUGAGCAAGUGUAGUUUCAUUUUUAAACUCGCUUCUCAUGGUUUUUGCUCACUUUUGCCCACCAACUUCACAUGGCUAAAGAUACAAAAGAAGGCAAGGGAGGGCUCAGUGCUAGCAUUCUAGACAUCCAAUUUUGUUUCCUUUAACCAGGAUGGUGUACCUUUGUACUAUAAAGAUCCAUAUUUUUCUUGGUACUGCAGUCUUGCAGAGUAGUACAACUCCAAGGCUUCAGUCCUUCUUAAUCUAGCCUGACUAUAAUGCUUUACAGAGGCAUCACUCCUACUUGUUUUCACAGGCCAGGCCAGCUUAUGUCCUCAUGACCCCUCUGAUUUUGAGUCUAUUUCCAGGGUUAACUAAUUCUUGCUUGGGCUAUUAAUGCUAACUUGCCUUGCGGACUCAAAUCAAUAACCAAACCAAUGAUGAAGCCAGUAACAUCUUAAAGAGGCAGCAAAUGGCUUUGCGGCUUCUUGCCUCUUUCCCUAACACAGUGCAAGGACACUUCAAACACUUGGCAGAUAACUGAGUUCAGAGCAAAUGAUGGAUAAUGGCUGAUAGAAGAGGUGCUGAGCACAAGGUCCUUUGGAGCAUGUGACUGAGUGGAGCCAAGGACAGAGGACUCCAAGCUGGGAACCUAGAUCAGCAUUUAGUUUUAGCAUGUAGAAAAAGCUCUUAUAUCAUUGGUGAGCAACUGAAUGGAAGCUCAAUGGGAGGCUGGAUGCAACCUUGAAGUUGAUGCUGAUGACCCUCUGUUUUCUCUCUUGUUAAAAGGUCUCUCUCAAUACUGUGAUUUCAGACCACUAUUACUUAAAUCUACCAGCUGACGGCAGACUGUGAUGGGAAGUUUGCCCAGCAGAAGGAAGCAGAUUGCUACUCAGCCAAGCCCACAGUCCAACGUGCAGAACAGCCAGGCCCUUGGCCUCAGCCGUGGUGUCAGGCCACAAGGUGAGAGUACCCCUAUAGCUGUUGCUGUGUGUAAUUUCCCUUCUGGACAUGCAGAGCCAAUACUGUGGAUGGGAGAGCAGCUGAAUUUGCUAUCUGAAGAUGGUGAAUGGUGGAAAGUGGAGUCAGUAACCACGGGCAAAGGCUGCUAUGUUCCCAGCAACCAUGUUGCCAAAAUCUCUCACGGGUGGCUCUAUGAGGGCAUCAGCCGAUCGAAGGCUGAGGAGCUGUUGCUGCUGCCUUCCAACAGCGAAGGUUAUUUUCUGGUCAGAGAGAGCCAAAUGAAGAAAGGUAUUGAGUCUCUCCAGAAAUCUUCUGACUCACUGGAUUCUAGGGAACAAAGUUGCUACUCUUUGUCUAUCAGACACACAAAUCAUGCUUCCUGGGAUUGCGUGAAACACUAUCGCAUUAACUGCAUGGAAAACGGCUGGCUUUACAUCUCCCCUCGCCUCACCUUCUCGAGCUUGCAGGAGCUGGUGGAGUACUAUUCUGAAGUUGGAGAUGGCUUAUGUUGCUGCUUGAAGGAGCCGUGCUUCAUCCAAGGCUGUACAUUGUGGCAGAAGUCUAAUCUUUCCCAACCAAUGGUAGUAAAGAAGCCAGCUCUCAACUGGGAGGAGAUCAGCAGCUCAGACUUGUUGGCAGAAAAUCCGUUAGCAGAAGACUCGCCAAUUAGCUUGGGCCUGAGGGAAGCUGUCACUUCCUACCUGUUAAUGACUGAAGAGCUGUCAUCAGAGGACACAAUCAGUGAAAAGUGAGAAAGAAGCAAAUAAGGCUACUGUUGGGAAGCAUUUCUGGAAUGUGGAAGCCAGGACUUCAGUACUGACCUCUUUCUACAGUUUUUCAUGCUCUCUCACAUUAAUUUAUCUACUUAAUAAUUAUAUUCUGCUGGUCUUCCAUCAUGUGGAUCCCUUGCAACUACUGACCAAACCCAGACCUGCUCAGCUUCAGCAAGAUGGCAGCCUCAUGUAGUUACACACGGGCUUGAUGGGCUUCAUUUACGAGGACUAUAUAUAUAUGUAUGUAUUUAUAAUAAUAUUUUUAAAUAAUAAAGCUUGGCUGUGUAUUUAUGACUACUCCUAUAAA